CCCUCGCUGUGCGUGUCGUGGCACGGUUGUGUACCCGCUCGGGGCCUGCCUACGUGCGCGAUCGUAGGCCGUGUCUGCGUGCAGUGAAUGUUCGCUCAGUGCGCUCGCGGUAGACGUAUACGCUGUCACCUACUCGCUCACUCGCUCGCCCUCCUGCUCUCCAUCUACUCGCUUGCUUACCCGUCCGAUUGCCCCUCCACACCUGCUCACCUGUCCGCCGGCUCGCCCACCUGCUCUGCGCGCGUGCGUCGGCCAUGUCUGUGUGCCGGGCAUCCGCCUGGCGCACUCGCGGUCGGCGUGCGCGUCGCGCUUCAUGUCGCCACGGCGACUGCGCCUGCCCAUUCUGUCUCUACGACUCCUUCGGCCAUGCACCCGCCAUCCGUUCGUCGGUCGUGUUUACGUGCUGGGCAUUUGCUCAGCCGCCUCACGGUCGGCGUGUGCCUCUCGCUAGCUUGCUCGUCCGCCCGCCGCCCAUUCGUCAGCCAUGCCUGCAUGCUUGCGAUCGUCAUGCGUCGGGCUGCACGUCGCCGCGUCGCCUGCAGUUAGCCCGCUCGCUCGCAUGUGUCUGCACUCACCGUGACGGUGGUCUUC
This is a messenger RNA of Fomitopsis serialis, 591 nucleotides long. RefSeq lists its product as uncharacterized. Lineage: Eukaryota; Fungi; Basidiomycota; Agaricomycetes; Polyporales; Fomitopsidaceae. The record is from RefSeq and is a predicted model, not a curated record. The transcript has a single exon. Bases 88 to 546 code for a protein of 152 amino acids.